AUGACCGACGUAUUUUCGGAAGGUAGGAGUAUUCGUUCGGAUAUUCCUUUUGGAGGUAAAGUUAUUGUAUUUGGUGGUGACUUUAGACAAAUACUACCUGUUAUUCCUAAUGGUACUAGACAAGAAAUUACUCUUACGGCUGACAAAAACAUGCGUUUAACUAUUGGAGCUGAAAGUUUGAAUAUGGAGUCUAUCAGAGAAUUUGUAAAAUGGCUUAUUGAUAUUGGUGAAGGAAACGUUGGAGAUGAUAAUGAUGGUGACGUCAUUAUAGAGAUACCAGAUGAUUUACUAAUCACCGAUAUUUGUGACCCAAUACAAAGUUUAAUUGACUUUGUAUAUCCUUCAAUUAUUGAACAAUUUAGGAUUCCUGGAUUUUUUUCUGAGCGAGCAAUUCUUGCACCCAAAAAUGAGGUAGUUCAUGAAAUUAAUGAUCGAUUGCUUUCGUUAUUUCCUGGUGAUGCGAAAGAGUAUCUGAGUUCUGAUGGUAUAUGUCAAACUGAACAAAUUCUUGAUUCUUUUCAACAAAGCUUAUACUCAACAGAAAAUUUGAAUGUUCUUAAGAUUUCAGGCUUGCCUAAUCACAGAUUAGUUCUUAAAGUUGGUGUUCCUGUGAUGCUUCUUCGAAAUAUUGAUCAACAGAAAGGGUUAUGUAAUGGUACAAGGCUUCAGAUUACUUUUCUUGGUAAACGAGUUAUAGAAGCUGAAGUUAUAUCUGGUGGGAACAUUGGUACGAGAGUUUUUAUUCCAAGGAUUAAUAUGACCCCGUCUGACAAAAAAAUACCUUUUCAAUUUCAACGAAGACAAUUUCCGUUAUCAGUUUGUUUUGCUAUGACAAUUAACAAGAGUCAAGGACAAUCGUUAUCAAAGGUUGGUCUUUAUUUGAAAGAUCCUGUCUUCACUCAUGGUCAGUUGUAUGUUGCAUUAUCAAGGGUCAAGACCAGAGAAGGCGUUAAAAUACUAAUAUUCGACGGUGAUGGAAAACCAACAAAUAAGACUUCUAAUGUUGUUUACAAAGAAGUUUUUACUAGCUUGUAA
Helianthus annuus (common sunflower) is the source of this 1035-nucleotide messenger RNA. RefSeq names its product ATP-dependent DNA helicase PIF1-like. Gene Ontology annotation, biological process: DNA repair; telomere maintenance. Gene Ontology annotation, molecular function: DNA helicase activity. The transcript has 2 exons. NCBI's taxonomy places the organism in Eukaryota, Viridiplantae, Streptophyta, Magnoliopsida, Asterales, Asteraceae. The record is from RefSeq and is a predicted model, not a curated record. The coding region runs from base 1 to 1035 and encodes 344 amino acids.